UUAAUGCAGUGUUCUCUGCUUUCUCAAGGCUGCAGAUAAGCAUCAGUGCAGCACUUUGAAGGCUGUGGUCUCCGUCAGUAUGCCGUGCUUCUCGUCGUCUGUGAGGCUCACCUCCAGCAUUCGUAGGUACAUCAGCGUGCCACGCUUCCCACACUCAUGUCCAGCGCUGCUACAAAAUCACAUCUAUCAUCACAGGUGUAGCAGUAUGGCAGUGAAUAAGAGCACAUCGUCCUGCAGCUAUGUUAUUGUUGGAGCUGGAUCUGCAGGUUGCGUUCUGGCCAACCGUCUGUCAGAGAAUGCGUCCGAUUCGGUGCUCCUUCUGGAAGCCGGACCCAAAGACAAGCAGCUGGGAAGCACCCGUCUGUCCUGGAAGAUCCACAUGCCCGCCGCUCUGACCUAUAACCUCUGUGAUGACAAGUAUAACUGGUAUUACCAUACAUUACCUCAGGCACACAUGGAUGACAGGGUGAUGUACUGGCCGCGCGGCCGCGUUUGGGGCGGAUCGUCGUCGCUCAAUGCCAUGGUGUACAUUCGGGGCCACGCAGAGGACUACAACCGCUGGCAGAGGGAGGGAGCUGAAGGCUGGGACUACGAUCACUGUCUGCCAUACUUCCGAAAGGCCCAGACGCAUGAGCUCGGAGCAGACCGAUACCGAGGGGGCAACGGCCCGCUGCAUGUGACGCGAGGAAAGACCGAUCACCCUCUGCACCACGCGUUCAUCAAAGCGGGCCAGCAGGCUGGAUACCCCUUCACAGAUGAUAUGAAUGGAUUCCAGCAGGAAGGAGUGGGCUGGAUGGAUAUGACCAUCCACAGAGGUAAGCGAUGGAGCACAGCUAGCGCUUACCUUCGGCCUGCGCUGUCCAGACCCAACCUGAGAACAGAAGUGCGCUGCAUGGUGACCCGUAUCCUGUUUGAUGGGACGCGUGCGCGAGGGGUGGAGUACCAGCAGGAUGGACAGACGAAAAAGGUGUUUGCUGAUAAGGAGGUCAUUCUCAGCGGUGGAGCCAUAAACUCUCCGCAGCUCCUCCUGCUGUCUGGAGUGGGAAAUGCAGAUGAGCUUCGCAAACACGAUAUUCCGGUGACACAGCAUCUCCCAGGUGUGGGCAUGAAUCUUCAGGACCAUCUGGAGCUGUAUGUGCAGCAUCGCUGUACUCAACCCAUCACUCUGUACAAAGCCCAGAAGCCCUUCCAUAUGCUGAAGAUCGGCCUGGAAUGGCUUCUCAAAUUCACAGGUUACGGUGCUACGGCUCAUCUGGAGAGCGGCGGUUUCAUCCGCAGUCGUCCCGGCGUUCCUCAUCCUGAUAUUCAGUUCCACUUCCUGCCCUCUCAGGUCAUCGAUCACGGCCGCGUUAAAUCCAAGAUUGAGGCCUUCCAGGUUCAUGUUGGACCCAUGAGGAGCACGAGUGUUGGGUGGAUCAAACUCAAGAGUAAAGACCCAAAGGCCCACCCGAUCAUCCAGCCUAACUACCUUUCCACCGACGCUGACGUGUGGGAGUUCAGAGAGAGCGUUAAGCUCACGCGGGAAAUCUUCGCUCAAGAAGCCUUCGACCCGUUCCGGGGCCCCGAGGUGCUGCCCGGCCCCGCCGUCCAAUCUGACGCGGAGAUCGACGCUUUCGUUCGGCAGAAGGCGGACAGCGCUUACCACCCCUCCUGCACGUGUAAGAUGGGCAGCGCCGCGGACAGCAUGGCGGUGGUGGGUCCGGAUCUGCGCGUGUACGGUGUGGAGGGGCUGAGGGUGGUGGACGCCUCCGUCAUGCCCAGCAUGCUCAGCGGGAACUUGAACGCCCCGACCAUAAUGAUCGCAGAGAAGGCGGCGGACGCCAUUAAAGGGAUUCCCUCCCUUCACGACCCUGGAGUUCCUGUGUACCGGCCCACGAGUCUCGACACGCAGAGAUGAGACCUGAGAAUGCUUCAGAUGGGAGCCGUGCCUGCGGGUUUAAUUCUGCCACAUGAUCUAACCACUCUUCAAUCUCAGGCAGCUUAGCUUUAUCCUAAAAACAGUGACCGAUAUCCUAAAUUCAGAUGUAUGCUAUAAAGAGGGAUAAUUGCUGACACGUUUAUAUCAUGUGAUGUGUAUUCAUACGACCAUAACAACACAUAAAGGCAAAUCUCUUGUUUUUCUCCUCAAAAUCAGAACAUGAAGCCUGUUUUUAGGGCCAUGCAGAUUUGUUGUCUUAUUUUUGAGACGUGUCUUAAAGUUGAGUCUCAUUUCUGUAGUGCAUUAAAACAAAUGGUAACAGCUUACGAUAACAUUUCAUUAGUUAACAUGAACUAACAAUGAACACUAGCAUAUCUAGUAAUAACACUAUCUCAUAGCAACCACUCAGAACAACCCAGCAACCACAUAGCAACCACCUAGAACACCAUGUCAACUGUCUAGCAACCACACAAAUCACCUUGGCAACAUCCUAGCAACCGCAUAGCAACAUUCUAGCAACCACCCAGGACACCUUAGCAACCACAUAGCAACACCUUAGCAAUCACCCCAAGUACCCUAGCAACUGCAUAGCAACACCUUACUAACCACCCCGAGUACCUUAGCAACUGAAUAGCAACACCUUAGCAACCACCCUGAUUACCCUCGUAACCGCAUAGCAACACCUUAGCAACCACCCAGGGUACCCUAACCGUGUAGCAACACUCUAGAAACCACCCAGAAUACCUUAGCAACCACAUAGCAACACCUUAGCAACCACCUUGAGUACCCUGACUCUAUCUAUCUAUCUAAAAACUACUUAACUAAAAAUUUAAUUUUCAAACUGAAAACUCUCAAACUUCAAAUUUUUAAAACUACUUCAAACUUUCUUGACCAGCUUUUUCAAGCCAACUUAAAAUUUGUCUCGACUAACUUUUUUGUCUAGUUUUAUAUUACAGUGCAUUGCAGUAAUACAGCUCAGAACAAUACAAAAAACCUUAAGGGUUCUGAAAUGGGUUUAACUGCCUUCAAAUUAUUAGUAGUUUUGAUUUUGAGGUGAAAUAUGACCAGACGUGAUCUUGAUAAUUUUCAUAAGUGUCUUAAUGAAACUGUAGUGCAUUUCCACAUGAUCAGCAUGACAGAAUUAUGAGUGAAUGAAACCUUUCAGCUGCUGAGCCUAACAACAGGAACCAAGUGUAUGUGAAAAUAACUCUGUAAUGUUUACAAAGUGUAGAAGAGAGAACUUUUACAUGUCAUCUGUGUACUUCAUACUGUUACAAUGGGUUUUAAAACACUAUUAAAUUAGAUUAAAGUUGAUUAAGAAAAACACUAAUUUUAAAAGAUGGAAAACACAUGUAAUCACUACAACAAAAUGUCUUAAAUCAAAAACAAUAAAACGAUCUCCUGGAAGUCUCCUGA
This is a messenger RNA of Megalobrama amblycephala (Wuchang bream), 3334 nucleotides long. It is a transcript of the gene chdh, whose product is annotated as choline dehydrogenase. The coding region runs from base 80 to 1897 and encodes 605 amino acids. The record is from RefSeq and is a predicted model, not a curated record. Lineage: Eukaryota; Metazoa; Chordata; Actinopteri; Cypriniformes; Xenocyprididae. The transcript is spliced from 7 exons. Gene Ontology annotation, molecular function: choline dehydrogenase activity; flavin adenine dinucleotide binding. Gene Ontology annotation, cellular component: mitochondrial inner membrane.